Mya arenaria is the source of this 2079-nucleotide messenger RNA. RefSeq names its product isthmin-1-like. The coding region runs from base 1 to 1611 and encodes 536 amino acids. The record is from RefSeq and is a predicted model, not a curated record. NCBI's taxonomy places the organism in Eukaryota, Metazoa, Mollusca, Bivalvia, Myida, Myidae. The transcript is spliced from 6 exons.
AUGAGGCAAGGUGUGGACGUCACGUCGAUCGGGGUCACUCGCGCGCUUGAUUCAGAAGAUGGUGAAGCGGACGACAUAGAAGAAGCGCGCAAUGGGUCGUCUGCUGAACAGAUACUACAUUCUAAAGAAAAACAUAGGAAAUAUAAAAUAAUAUUGAAUGUGGUUCAAAAGAUAAAUAUGUGUUUCCUUGUCACAUUUAUAGUGUACUUUGUGUGGACUAUUACCAGUAACCUUGGAAAGGAAUAUUCGGGAGCGCCAUCAUUGAACCAGACGACAAUUUCAAACUCUACUACUCAGAUCGAAGAAUACUCAAAUUUCUCCAAAUCAGGGACAGCUUAUAUUCCGAAUCUUUCUGCAUCAGACGAACACCAAACAGACCCGCCCUACCUCACACGAGUCGUUGUGCCAACACACCGAAAGCAGGCCAAACGACGACGAAAAAAGGACAGGAACCGGAGGCGCAGACUUCGUCAGAGAAACAAGAAACUGGCACUUAAUAGUUUUGACGACUUUUUAAAUGACACUUCUGAGUCGAAGAGGAAUAGAAAAACUAAAUCUGCGUGUUCAGACUGUAAAAUACGAAAACGGAAAGGUCGGAAACACUUGGAAUCUGGCAGAUUAAGUCCUACCAUUCUUCGCAAAGUUUUGGAAAAGGUGGCAGACGAUACUUUGUCAGGAGCGCGUGCAGGAGACGGUAGUAUUUCCAGUAUUCUUAAAGGAGCACAAGUCAGUGAUGACAGUGGAAAUGAUGACAUAAAAAAGGGAACGGGAUGGAGUUAUAACCAGCACUGGGCCAACAUCGCUGGGGAUGACAUCAACCUUGGGGACGAAACAGAUUAUCGUAUUGAUGGUGGUUACGGGACGGGGUUCGCGACACCCUGGUCGCCCUGGAGUCCAUGCAGCACCACGUGCGGGGCCGGGCAGCAAGAGCGAAUGCGCAGCUGUGGGGCCGCCUGCACAGAAGUCGAGUCCAUGGUGUGCGUCUUGCAGAUAUGUGAAGACGGGAAUAAUGUGGCCAAUACGAAUACCAUCAACGAGUUCUACAAAUGGGAGUCAGAUGACUUUGUGCCGCCUCUCGACCGUCUAGAACAUAAUGACCUUGACAUUGGUUCCGAUGUUUGCGGAAACUGGGUCGAGUGUAAUUCCAAAUUUGCUCAAGACUUUAUCAACAACGCCACACUUCCCGGGUGCCCAUGCAUAUUUCCACUUAUACGGGUUAAAACUAAGCAUAUAUUUGACGUCACCUUAGACACUGACGUCACAUGGUUAGACAGUAGCGGUCAUGAUGAUUUAGUGUAUAAACCUGGGGCCAAAGCCUGCAUGCGAUCAACUUUGGCAUCAGGUACGACAACUCUUGCUGUUCAACAGUGUUGCUAUGACGACACGUACAUGCUGGUGACACGUGGAAGAGCAGCUGGUACACCCAUGCUGAUAAGCCCAGAAAUAUCGGAGGAGCUACAUUACAAGAUCGAUCUCUUGCCAUGGGUGAUUUGUAAAGGUGAUUGGACAAGAUACAACCAGGUACUGCCUCCAAACAACGACUUCCGAUGUGCAGAAAAUCCAAAUGAGGAAACCCUUCAGUUUCAGAAGAGUUUACUGAGUAACUACUGAGUCCAUCCCCCUGCCAGUAGUUCCAGAUUACCUCUAGGGGUCAAGCAUCGAUAUACAGACAUAAACAGGCACCUUUAACGGCUAGUAGCUGGACCGGGUUGUGUCAUGGAUUUUCCUUAUCAUAAUUGGAAUCAAACUCACAAUCUGCAAGUCGUUAAAAACGUGUUAAAAUUAUUGUAAUUGUGCAUGAAGUGAGACUUGCCUACAGUUGUCCAAAUGGUGUUGAAGGAUAAGGCUUUGUUAUACGAUUUUAAUACCACAUUAGUAAACAAUCAUACAGAUGGUUUAAAAACAAUCAUAAUAAGGCCGUAAAAGGAUUGUUAGUAUGACAAACCGAGACGAGGGGAUGCAGGGUACACGAGGGAGACAGGACACGAGGGGUGUGUGUUACUCGUGCAUUAGAGUAUUUUGUUAAUGUAGGUCAUUAAUGACAUUGACUCAUUUGUUAAAUACCAAUUAAUAUACUAA